Funneliformis geosporum is the source of this 282-nucleotide messenger RNA. The record is from the annotation of a GenBank genome assembly. NCBI's taxonomy places the organism in Eukaryota, Fungi, Glomeromycota, Glomeromycetes, Glomerales, Glomeraceae.
AAGCAAAGUGACGAGUCAGAUAAAAAGAUUCUUGAUGUUUUGGAUGAAAAGAUAAAAGCACUACAACUACUAAAUAAACUACUGACUCCAUCUCUCUUGAAGAAGUUAACUAUUACCAAUUUGACGACAAUAUUAAACGAUAUCCACAUUCAACUUUUAAAGAUUAUGAUAAAUGAAGACGAUAAUCUUUCUUAUUUUCGUAUUCAAAGUGGGCAUAUUCACGGUGACUUUAAUAAAGAUUUCGGUAGAGAUUUCAAUGAAGAUUUCGGUGGAAGGAAGUGA